AUGAUUACUCUGUCCAGGCUGCUUUUGUUUGCGGCCCUUAAUGCUAUUUUAGGCCAUAGUAUAGCAUUAGAUCUGGAUGAUUAUAGCAAGGCAAAUAAUCAAUCGCUUUUAUGGGCCCCUUAUAGAUCAAACUGUUACUUCGGUUUAAGGCCUCGGUAUGUUAAUGAUGAGCCGUUUGUCUUGGGUGCUAUGUGGUUUAAUAGCAUCAAUGCACAAGGUUUGGCAAAAGUUCGGCAUUUUGUUGAGCAAGGUGACAAGUUAGAUAAAUACGGAUGGAUCUGGUAUGAUCCGAGAAUUGGUGGCAGAGAGACCAUCAGAGAUUCUGAAAGUAACCUUCAGCUCAACUUCACGUUUGUGAAAUCGCACAGUGGCGAGAAUUGGGCUGUUCAAGUUGAAGGUGAUUUGAUUGACAAAAACAAAGAAGCUGCACAUUCGAUCGUUAUUUAUAUGAAGCAAAACGGCAAAGAAGACUCUUCCUGUUACUUAAACCAGAAUGACAUUUUUACAAAAAAUCGUAAUGAGCUCUCAUUUACAGGAUUCUCAAACGAAUUAAAGGGUUACACUAUCAAACUUGCAGACGAAAACAGCAAGUUUUAUAAAGAUGCAGUUCCACCUUUAAGCCCAGACUGCGAUCCUUCGAAGCCGACUGUUCUCUCCAUGAAUAUACCAGAUGAUCAACUAUGGAAAGCAAAAGACGUGUUUCAAAGUUUAUUGAAAGACUCGAUUCAGGCUCAUGUCGAAACAAAUCCACAAUUGAGCGCUAAUUUAAUUCCAAGUGCGCUAACGAUCCGUAACAUCCACAAUUUUCCUCCAGGAAAUGUGCAGUAUAUUCAACAAACCUUUGAAGGGCACUUCAAGUUCAAUAUUAUAUUCAACAAAAAGGGAUCAAAAGACCAAAUUGCAGAAAACUCAGUUGAUCACCUUAUUGUAUUGGCGGAAGGUUUGGUGCAACAGAAGUUCAACAAGAAAUUUGGCAUUGCAGACAAUUCCUUAUAUAGAGAUUUUGCUCAGGAAACCUUUUCAAAUCUAUUAGGUGGUCUAUCAUAUUUCCAUGGUACUCAUCUAGUUGACAGAGAAACAGCAUUCGAUAACGAAAACUUUGAUAGAAUAGAAUUGCUGAAUUCGAAUGAAGAGGGCCCUUUAGAGCUCUUCUCUAUGGUACCCAGCCGCGCAUUUUUCCCUAGAGGAUUCUACUGGGAUGAAGGAUUCCACCUAUUACAAUUAUUGGAUUACGAUUCUGAUCUCGUUUUCGAAGUUUUACACAGUUGGUUCAAUUUGAUAGACAAAGAUGGAUGGAUUCCUCGUGAAGUUAUCUUGGGUGACGAAGCCCGAAGUAAAGUUCCCGAAGAGUUCAGAGUUCAAAAUCCAAAUAUUGCGAAUCCACCAACGUUGCUACUUGCAUUCAGUGAGAUUUUGAGCCGCGCAAAGACCAUACAAGAGGAAAUGUUAGAAUCCCAUCUCCAGGAAAAUUAUCAAUAUGAGGAACUAGACUCGUCGUUCCAAGGCGACAAAUUGAAUAACAAUCCAGAACUUUUAAUAUCCUAUGCCAAAGAAAUAUAUCCAAAGCUUCUAAAGCAUUAUGAGUGGUUUAGAAACUCACAAAAGGGGAUGCUCGAAGAGUAUAUGGAGGUUCCUUCCAUAAACUCCAAAGUUCACAUGGAAGAAGCCUACAGAUGGAUUGGUCGCACUUUCACACAUUGUCUACCAAGUGGUAUGGAUGACUAUCCUCGUGCUAUCCCACCGGAUAUUGCAGAACUACAUGUUGAUGCUCUUACAUGGGUGGGCGUCAUGACGAGGUCGAUGAAACAGAUUGCUAGUGUUAUAGAUCUCGUGGAAGAGAUUAAACGAUUUGCUACUAUUGAAGAAAAUAUUGUUGAAAACCUUAAGACAUUGCACUGGGAUGACGACCAAAAAUUGUUCUGCGACAUAACAUUCAAUGACGACGCUAAUACCGAUGAGGCUUUAAGAAAGUUCGUAUGUCAUGAAGGAUACGUAUCGCUCCUACCAUUCGCUGUCAAAUUGAUACCGCAUACUGAUGUUGAACGCCUAAAACAUAUUCUAGAUUCAAUGAGCAAUACCACAACCCUUCUAUCGCCUUACGGAAUUCGCUCGCUAUCCAAAACAGACGAAUAUUACGAUACAGGAGAAGUGUAUUGGAGAGGACCAAUCUGGUUGAACAUAAACUAUCUCUGUCUUGACGCAUUGGAAUACUACUUCUUGGAAUCACCACUGAAAAAAUCAGAAGGUCAAAACGAAGAACUCUUCUUACAAGCUAGAACUCUGUACAAACAAUUGAGGCAAAACAUUAUCGAUAACGUGUACAAAAUCUGGAAGAAAGAUGGUUACGUUUAUGAACAGUACAAUCACAAGAACGGUAAAGGGUCAGGUGUUCAACAUUUUACUGGCUGGACAGCACUAGUUGUUAAUAUGAUCGGAAAAUUACCAGAAGAAUUGUGA
Molecule: messenger RNA, 2457 nt
Organism: Kluyveromyces lactis
Lineage: Eukaryota; Fungi; Ascomycota; Saccharomycetes; Saccharomycetales; Saccharomycetaceae
Gene: CWH41
Product: mannosyl-oligosaccharide glucosidase
Exons: 1
Coding region: 1-2457 (818 amino acids)
Biological process (GO): protein N-linked glycosylation; oligosaccharide metabolic process
Cellular component (GO): endoplasmic reticulum membrane
Molecular function (GO): Glc3Man9GlcNAc2 oligosaccharide glucosidase activity
Source: RefSeq, a predicted model, not a curated record